Messenger RNA from Bacillus rossius redtenbacheri, 18603 nucleotides. It is a transcript of the gene metro, whose product is annotated as MAGUK p55 subfamily member 7. NCBI's taxonomy places the organism in Eukaryota, Metazoa, Arthropoda, Insecta, Phasmatodea, Bacillidae. Gene Ontology annotation, cellular component: cell-cell junction; plasma membrane. The transcript is spliced from 13 exons. The record is from RefSeq and is a predicted model, not a curated record. Gene Ontology annotation, molecular function: protein binding. Bases 253 to 2067 code for a protein of 604 amino acids.
UUCACCUGAACAAUAACCUAUGUUAACAGAGACGGCAGAUGUUGAUUAGAAAAUCAAUGGCAUUAUAACAGUUCUAAAUGUCAUUUGAUCGGUACAUGCAAGGUUUGCCAACAUAUUGGUAUUUCGCCAACUUAACAUGGCGUCCGUUAGUAAGUGGUUGUAAAGUCAGUUCCCUUGAAAUGUUGCUGUUAUAUUCGAAAACUGUGCAUACCCGCCAGGAGACAAAAUACCAUCAUCUCAUUUGUUAAUAGAAUGACAGCUGCAGUAAUGGCCAAUGGCAACUGGGAUCCAGCUCUGUCACGGCUGCUGGUGUCCUUGGAGGAAGCGCGGCAGGCGCUGCCCAGCUCGGAGGAGGAGUUCGGCUUCCUCAGCGACCUGCUGCAGUCGCGGGAGCUUCACGCGCUCGUCAAGGUGCACAACAAGAUCGUCAGCAAGGACGACCGCUUCUACCCCACCCUCUCCAACUCCAUGCAGAUAGCACUGGAGGUGCUGGACGUGGUGGCACCCCGCGCACCGCUGCGCGACGAGUGUCGCGAGCUGUUCCAGCUGCUGCAGCGUCCCCAUCUCCAGGGUUUGUUGUGCGCCCACGAUGCAGUUGCACAGAAGGAUUACUUCCCGAGGUUGCCAGAGAUCCCUCUGGAAGUGGACGAGGAUGAGGAAACUAUCAAAAUAGUUCAACUGGUGAAGAGCAAUGAGCCGUUGAGUGGCGCUCAGAGUGUUGAGCCAAUCGUGGGUGCGACCAUAAAGACAGAUGAGGACACGGGUAAGAUUGUGAUUGCGCGGAUCAUGCACGGAGGGGCCGCGGACCGCUCGGGCCUGAUCCAUGUUGGGGAUGAGGUGUGUGAGGUGAACGGCAUCAACGUGGAAGGCAAGACACCCAAUGAUGUCCUCAAGAUCUUGCAAAACUCGGAGGGGACCAUCACCUUCAAGCUGGUGCCUGCGGACAGCAAGGGCGGUGGUCGAGAGAGCAAAGUGAGGGUUCGAGCGCACUUUAACUACAUUUCUAGUACGGAUCCGUACAUCCCGUGCAAAGAAGCGGGGCUUGACUUCGUCCGUGGAGACAUCCUGCACAUAGUCAGCCAGGAUGACGCUUACUGGUGGCAGGCGCGGCGGGAAGGAGACCGCAACAUGCGGGCCGGACUCAUCCCGAGCCGCGCGCUUCAGGAGCGACGGAUACUGCACGAGCGCACCCAGCAGGAGAAGCCUGAGGAGGGGCCGGGCGGCGUGUGGUCGCUGGGCCUCCACCUGCUGCCGUCUAACUUCCCCGUAGGUUUGUGCUCUGUUUCAGCCCUCCCCGGCUGCCAGUCCCCUAAGUCCCCUAGCUGUGCCUCUAAACCUAAAACUAAAAAGAUUAUGUAUGACACAGCGGAGAACGACGACUUUGACCGCGAGGAGGUGGCCACCUACGAGGAAGUGGCGAAGCUGUACCCGCGGCCGGGCCUUCACCGUCCCCUGGUUCUCAUUGGCCCGCCGGGCGUGGGCCGCAACGAGCUCAAGAGAAGGCUCGUUGCUACUGACCCCGACAAGUACAAGACUCCCACCCCUUACACGUCUCGACCACCGCGGCAGGGCGAGGUGAACGGCAAGGACUACUUCUUCGUGUCACGGGAGAAGAUGGAGGAGGAUGUGGAGGCGGGCAAGUUCAUAGAGUUUGGGGAGUACAAGGGCAACCUGUAUGGCACAUCGGCGGAGAGCGUCAAGUCCCUGGUGAGCGCCGGCUACGUCUGCAUCCUCAGCCCGCACUACCAGGCACUGAAAAUGUUGCGAACACCCCAAUUGAAGCCGUACAUAGUGUGCAUUAAGCCCCCCUCCUUUGAGGUACUGAAGGAGACACGCAAUGCUGCCUAUGCGCGGUCUACAUUUGACGAGGCCAAUUCACGUGGCUUCACGGAUGAAGAGUUCCACGAGAUGACGCAUCGUGGGGAGCGCAUAGAGUUCCUGUACGGCCAUCUGUUUGAUGAGGUGAUAGAGAAUGCGGACUUGUCAACAGCGUUUGAGCAGCUGGUUCAGGCGAUGAAGCGAGUUGAGACGGAGCCUCUGUGGGUCCCGGCCUCCUGGGUGCAGUGACCUGUCCCUGUGGAUGGAAGCCCUUAUAUUAUUAGCAUUCAACUAUGAUGAUUGAACCAUAAAGGGUAGUAGGAAAAUGCAUCCUCAGACAGUGGGUACUUGUUAUAACUGCACAGAAGCUGUACCUACCCUCAUCUUGUUACCACCAGUCUCAGAUAGCAUGUUGAGAUGAAAUGGUCAAAGGAAGCCCGCUAAUGAUUUGUUGCUGUGCAAAAUGAGAGACCCUCUUUUGUGUGUUUGUGUGUGUCUAAACCUGUGAUGAAAACAAGAGCCUUUUUCUAUUAACAUCAUCUAGUUUUAGUAAGUGGACUACAUUUAUGUUGACAGUUCCUAGUCCAUGUGAACUAACAUUUAUACGCUUUUGGACGAUUCUGAAAUUAUUGCCAUUAUGUGGGUUUUCUUGCAUAUGUGGACUUUUUUUUUCUCAAAUCUUGCAUGUUCAAUGUACCUUUAAUGGGUGAACUUGUGUGUGUCUCCAUGUUUUCACAGAAAAAAUUUUUUAUUGGGAUCAAGAUUGUCAUCUCUUCCACAACCAUUACGUCUCAAGCUGCAUGUUGUUGCCACAGCUUGUGUAGCAAUUAGUAUCUCUCUGUGGUUGCAAGCUAAGACCAAAUCACUGCCAAGGCUUCCCGUUAAGUUAGAAUGAGUGAGGGUAAAUAAAUGAGUAUUAAUACAGUUUUGUUUUCUUCUUGCCGAUGUUUUUAACUAAAGUGGAUACAAAUAUCUGCCAAAAAUGCUGUUGUGGUUGGCUUCACAACAGAAUAGAAGACGUUAAUAACUGUUUUGUGUUAUGAUUAUGAUAGUAGAUAGUGUUUUAUGUUUGCGAGUUAUCCCUCUUCCCCUUCUUAUUCCUCUAUUCAGGCUCUUCCCUCCCUUCCCCCCCCCCCCCCCACCACCAAAAAAAAAAGUAAAAAAAAGACAGAAUGAGAGACAGUGAGAGAGAGAGAGAGAGAGAGAGAGAGAGAGAGAGGGAGACAGACAGAGAGACAGUUCGCCUUUUCUUGCAUUAGUCUUUAGUCAAAUGUAGUGUUAGGUGAUUAAUUGGAGAAUUAUUUUAUUUUAAAGUGGAAUAAGAUGGUGUGUAAUCUGUUAACCACAAUUUUGUUUGAUGGAGUUGCCCACACACAAGUGACUUGACUUUUCAUUCUUACCUGAAAUAAAGAGUUUUUUUUUUAAUUGUGACUUGUGAGCUUUGUAGCUAUAAAAAAAAAAUUUUCUGCCUUAUGUCAUUGUGUGUUCAUUUCACAAACUUGGAAAGAUUGUUAUUAUAGUUUAAAUUCUAUCUAGUAUCCAAUUAUGUAAAUUAUAAUUCAAAGUAAGAUGGAAAGGCUUAUUACUGUAUAUUUGUUGCAGCCAUUGCUCUUUUGAAUUGUGAAUUGAUGAUGAAUGAAUAUCAAUGGGAAAAUGUUGGUGAAAUUUUAAUUUAAUGUAAAUUUAAUAAAGGCAUUUUCUUAUAAUUGGUUGAUUCUCAGCUAGAGCUGUACAGAUUCAUAUAAUUUGGCUGUUAUGCUGAUACGCCAAUAUACCUAUUUAACUGUUUCCGAUUCAUUGAUUCUGAAUCGAUACGGGAGAAAUCACAUUUUGGUUAAAACAUUUUUUAAAAUUUGUCAAAUUACCCAUAAUGUUUCAUUCUUAGAAAAACAUUAUGUGCAAAUGCACAUGUAUUUUAGUUUUAGUAAGCAAAUGUUUGUUAAAAUGAUAACCAAGAAUAAUUUAAUGGGAUUUCUUUUUUUAAACCAGCAGUAAUAUAAAUAUACAAAACUGAGUGCUUGCCUGAAGUUUCCUGUCAUUUAACAUUUUGCAAUAAAAUAUUGCAACACAAAUUUACAUAGCCAUACAUUGUUUCACUAUAGAAAACGUUUAGCCAAACUAGCACCUAUUACAGAACUUCUAAAUUCUUAUUUAAAAAAAAACAUUAUUAAUUUUUCAAUGAAUGUCUUUUAAUGCCAUAUAAAUUUCUCAUGUGCUGAUAAGUUUCUCAUGUGUAAAACUAGUAGCAGGUACACACAGGUACUUUGCAGCAGAAAGACAUAAUUUCUGUUGUACAGAAAUUACUUAUUUAUUUGCUUCAACUUCUGUAAAACUUAUAUCCGUAACUGCAUAAUUUGUUAAGUCUAGUCAACAAAGCAAAUAUAUAUAUAUAUAUAUAUAUAUAUAUAUAUAUAUAUAUAUAUAUUAAAAAGCUUGUUGCUGACCCAUUAGUUGCUUAAUAAAACAUAAGUUUACAAAUGGAGGCUGAAUAAUUUUUUAUAAUUUUAAUAUGUAACUAUAAAAAAAAUGUUAUAAUUUAAUAAUAGUUAACUAUGAAAUAUAUUGAUUCAAAAAUAGGAAGUUUAAAAGAGAAUUUAAAAUGUGCAAGAUUGCUAGACUUUGUACAUGUUUACUAUUCAAAAUUGGCAAUUCAAGUAAUACCAAAUUAACGUGUGUGGUUGCAAAAAUUCACUACCAAACAUUUAUAUGGCAAUGUGUUUCAUCUGGUUACUUUGCACGAGAAACCGUAGAAAUAAUUACAUUUUGUGAAGCCUUAUAUUAUUUAAUAUUUUUUCAAAAUUCAAUUUUGAAAACUUGAUGUAUUUAAUUUAAAAAUGUCACCGUCAUGAUAUUUUGAACAUUUCUUUGUAUUUCAAGUACAUAGUUCGUAUUUUCCUAUGUUUGUGGUGGCAGUCAUGCUCUAAAUAAAGUUUUUGUUCCUAACUAACUUUACCAUGGUGAUAUAUUUAUUUACAAUAUAUUAAAUACAAAAACUUUAUUAAAACAAUGAUGUUUAAAUUUGGUUUCUAAGGCUCGCACAUGAAGCUAAGAAAUAAUGUGAGUUCAAAAUAUGUAGUACUACGAAAUGUGAAAAGGGUACUCAUGGAUUUUUAGUCAUGGCAGACACUUUUAUUUUUAAAUACUAAUAUUGUCUGAAAAUUAACAAGCAUAAUUUGAAUCAGCAGAAAUGCAGAUUUAAUUAAAACUCGUAAAAAUCAGUUUUGGUUGAUCCGUAUCAGCACAUCUCUAUUCUCAGUAAUGUUUUUCUUUAUGGCUUAAAAAAAACUAAAUUUACCUGGCACUUGGUUCUGAUAAAGUUCUGAAGAUUCAGGAGAAAAAGGCAAAUUUAAAAUGUGAAUUUGCUAAGCUGGCAGCUUGUAACUGCAUCAAUAUUGAAAAAUCUUCCUCAUACUUAUUAAAUAUAAAUUGUCACAAAUCAAACUUGCACACUUGUAAAAUUGUAAUUUACAAAAUCUUGAAAGAUGUUUUGGUAAGACUGCUUUUGCUUUCUUAGCUGCUAGAAACUGUUUUAUUAUUGUAUUUACCUUUUUUUUUUUUUCUUUAAUUCUGAAAGAUCUGAAAUUUAGUUUUAAGUUAAGUGUCGAGGCACAGAAAUUAGGAUGCAGUAAAGUAAGCUCUUUCUUGACUUGCACAUCUUAUGUCUCAGAGCAUCUGAUGAACAUACAAUCUAUAGUUGACAGCUGACAUCAGUUAUGCUGUACAUUCAGUGCUUUCAGGUGGUGACAAAAAAGUAACAUUACUUUAAGUAUGCUGCCCGCUGGGCCAGCAAACAUAACUUAGAGCUUCAGGUGUUGAUUCACGAUUGACAGGCUGCUCAAGAUUUAUUGAAGGUGUUUCAUUACAACUAGAGAUUAAGAGCCAUUUCACUUACCUAUACAAGUUUUGUUUUAUUGUUUUGAUUUUAAUGUUUUUUUUUGGACAAAAUGAACUAAAAUGUUUCAGUUUUGUGAGUUUGUGACUACUUGAAAAUUGCGUUGGGUACAUAAAUAAAUUAAGAAUUUAAUUGACAUAAAUUGUUGCAUCUCUACGAAACACAUAAUAGCUUUUCUAUACUUCUAUAUUUUCAUUGAAAUUGGGAACAGAUGGCAAUGGCAGCCCCAGUGGAUUUUCUUGGAUUUGUCAUUACAUUAAUAGGUAGGUGAAUAUGUGUAGUACCUAUAUUUGAUAUUAUACCUGUGUCUAUCUCUUCGAGAAACAAAUAGGUACAGAAAGGUUGGAAGCAUAAGAAAAGUCAUAAUUAGUUGUUUAUAAGCAUAUUUUGCAAAGUUGUUUGCAAAAGAUCAACCUUUUUAAAAAUUUUAUCUUUCUUUACUUCCUUUUAGUCUGGGUUUUUAAAAAAAUUUAUUUAAUUUUUGAUUACAAUGUUUACAUCUGUCGUGGGUUUUUUCAAAAUUUUUAAUUUUGCUGUUUAUUAUUGAUUCUGUUUAUUAAUAAAGAUAGCAUAUUAUUGAACAUAUAAGCUAUAUAAAUGUUUUAUGUUACUUAUUUCACCAAAACAGUGUUAUUUUGACUGGUAGAUGAUGCACUCGGAAUAAUAAAUAAAUAUAUAUAUUUUUUUAAUAUGUACCAACAUGAUUAUGUAAAAAUAUGUUGCUAAUAACAGUUGUACAAUCAAAAGAGUAAAACAUUUUUCCAAUCUACUUAGUACAUUUAUCUUUAUAAAAUUUUCAUGCUAAAAAAUUACAUUCACUGAAUUUAAUAUAUUAUUACUACAGGGUGGCCACUCUUCUGGGAUAAUAAAAUUCCUGGUUUUUUCCAGGUUUUUUCAAGGGUGGUUUUUUAUCAAUACAUAUUUGCAUACAAUUCACAUUUUUGUUACACACAGCACGCCCAAUAUGAUGUUUUAUUGGCGUUAAACAAUAGACAACUUAAUUAUAGGUUUAAAAAUUAAAUCAAUGAACUUGCUUAAAACAAAACCUACCACAAAAAAAAUUAUAAUCUUCACGUCACCAAAAUUAAACAACAGUACUGUAUAGCCUAGGUAUUACAAUUAAUUAGAUAAUGAGUAGCCCUAUAUAUAACACAACCAUUAAAACAAUUUAAUAUUUGCCGAACUCAACAUAUUUACACAAAAUAUGCAUACCUUUUACUGUUUUUUCAUUGCAAUUUCCACUUCAAUUAAUGCAGCCAUAUUUGCUGCAUCAGCAAGUAGUUUGGCCUUUUUUGCCUCCAGUUCCUUGAUCUCCAAAACCUUUUGUUUCUUGAUUUGAGCAUUGGUAAUUUCUUCUUGCGUUCUUUUUUUCUUCAGUUCUAAAUGUUCUUUGUAUCUUGAAUGAGCAUUUUUACAAGAAUGGAUAAGACUUUUAUGUAUCAGAAGAUUAUUUAUACUGCCCAGAACUGACACAUAGUCAUACACUUGUCGCAAAGCUAUUAAGCUUUCUUCAAGCUGAUUUUCUACAACACAAUCAGCAUUAAUUGAAAAGCCCCUCUCUACAGAUGCAUUACCGUGAGAUAAGAUAAGCACAAUUUUUACAAGUGACAUAAAAUUUGGAAAGAGCUCACUCAAUCCAACUGCUGUCAUCCAGAAAUGGUCCAAACGUGAAUUACUUCUUGUGUAUGAUUUAACACAUUCUUGAAUUUUUGGCAAAUUACAGAUUUUUUGGAAGUCACUUUUUUACUUUCUCUGCAAAUAAUCCACUGAUCCAUCCUUUUUCAACAAGUGUUUCAAGAAGGUUGACCAUUCUCUGUUGUGCCAAUGCACUACUACUAGCAAUGACGAGUGGAUCCAGACAGGUUACAGACUUAGCUAAUUUGUAUGCCAGAGGUGACUUUAAGAGAAUCUUGAUAGCAAAGUGUUUGUAAAAUUUUGCACAAUCUUGUUUGAAGAGAAGUAAGUCUAUGUCUUUCACAUGAGAUUUCAAUUUCCUUAAAGCAUCUCUUGUAGCAAAACCCAAAUCAAUAUUCAUUGCAGGGAUAAGGGUUUCACUGGUUGACAAAUCAAUCUUUGAAAGCCCUUUCUUCUUAAGCACAUCUUCUUUUACAAAUCUUUCCAUGAUUGAUUUUAACAUUGAAUGGAGAGCACUGUGAAGGAAAGGAACCAAUGGAACAUCACUUUGGAAUUCCUUUAAAAAGGGUUCCACUUCAGUAGCCAUAGCACUGAAGAAAGCCAGCUUUGGCCCUAAUAAUUUGUCUUGUAAUAACUCUGAUACAAUUUUGAAACUUUCACAAUUAGGGACUUUUUUCUCUUUGGUUAUCCCAUCAACAUAUGUAACCAAAUCUGGUAGUAUUUCCUGAGCUCUGGAAGCGACUUUAACAUUUUCCACCCACCUAACCGCACAAAAUUUCAAGGGGAAUCUAUUUGACUUUGAGUACCAAAUGAAAUCUCCUCUUCUGGAAGGAGAGUUUUUGAACAAAUUGUAUAGAGCACGCAAAAACUGUACUAGCUUCCAGCCAGUUGCAGCAAAUCCAACCCUAAAUGCAUUAUGUAAUGUAUGCAGGCCACAUGUACCCAAAUUAAGUAAAUGUGGUGCAUCUGCACUCCCAUCAUGCAAAGCAGCUUCAAGAUCUCUAACAACUUUUAAGUUAACAUUAGGACCAUCCAUCGAAAUUUGUAUCGUUUUUUUAAGAAGCUGAGAUCCCACUAAUUCCUGAAGAGAAUUCAACAGAUCACUGGCACAUGUACGAUUCAGGAAUGCAGAAGUUAAGUAUCUGCUAGUAACCUCAGAUUUAGUUUCAUUCCAAAAUUCCACAUGAAUAUCCAUCUGCUGCCUUUGAGAAACUUUAUUUAAACUCUCGUCAAAUGCAAUAACUAUGUGGUCACAUACUUCGAGGGAGUUCGUAUGUUUAUCUCUGAAAUAUGGUGCAAUACCAUGAAUGAUUGUAUAAGCUAAUUUAGUUCUUUGCAUCUGCAUUUUACUGGCAACACUACUGUCAGGAAACAUGAGGGGCAGUGAUGAUGCCAGAGAUACAGCACUACGAAAUGAUAAGUGAUUCAUUACAGUUGCUAUACACCAUACAAUUUUCGCUUUUGCCGCAUCUUCAUUAAGCAAAUAUUUUGUCAUACCUGAAACUUCUGGAUUUGAUUGUGACGCAUCUGAUGUACUUGGACAUGGCACAGACGAACUACCUGCUGUUGUAGAAAUCACAUGUGUUUCUCUUUUCUUCACAAAAUAAUCCAGUGGAAAAUUAUUUUUCUUACUUGACAUGAAACGCACGUGUUUUGCCCCUCUUGCGUGGCUGGCUAAUGCUGUUCUUCCCAUGCUACCAAUAUUGAUUUUAACAUUACACAAAUUGCAAAUGGCGUUUGUCCUGCACUUUGGAUCUUUCUCCACCCAUUCAAACUCUUCCGUAUAUUUGUCAUUGUAUGUGGUGACCGAACUCUUUGACAUUUUGAUAGUCUGUGCAAAUUACAUGUUAGAUUAAAAAAUUCAAAACAACGUCCCGCACAACUAAACUUUUAAAAAACUCGAGAAAAGUAUCCGUGAUACCGUGACGCAACAACAUGAGCGCAUAGAAAAAAAAAAAAAUAUAUAUAUAUAUAUACACACACACACACACACACACACACACACACACACACACACACAAAACUAGUGCUACCAACAUGCCGUGCGAGAAAUUACUACCACCCUAAAACAACAUUUUCAGCCAAAAUGCUGUUGCUUUUGAAUACAGAAACAUAAUAAGUAUGGAAGUCUGAAUUGUUAACGUUUUCUUACGUACUACAAAAGUUUUUAAAUGCAAUAUGAACAAAUUAACUUUCACAAAAUAUAGCACACGAGCAUACUGUCGUGCUUCGACGGGUGGUCAACGUGCUCACGUCCAAGUUUCUCCAUAAUAGGCUUUUAACGGGAAGCCUAAGAUGUACAUCAAGUUCUGUUCCUGCCCGAACACGACCGAAUAUUCACUUUCGGCCAACCUCGGGUUUAUUGAUAUAUAUUUAUAUUUCUAACAACCGUAUGUUAUUGCGAUCGUUACUUCAUAAAAAAAAUUCCUGGUUGAUUCCAGGUAUUCUUUUUUUAAGAAAUCCUGGCUAUUUCCCGCAUUUCCCGAUUUCCCGGUUGGCUGGCCACCCUGUUACAGUUUUGUGAUUUGAGUGAAGUUUUGAUAAAAAAAAAUGCUGAUUAAUUUCAUGGUAGUGAUAGCAUUUCCGUGCUAUAUGGUGUAGUAACUUACAUUUCUGUGGAAUAUUGUGCAUUGACAUGCUUUUCGGCAUUAUUUCGGUUUUAUUACAAGUCACCAUAUAAGCUUUCCCUUAUUUAUUAAUUAUCAUUGCAAUUUUUUCUCAUGCUCUUAAUAAGUACCUUAAUACUAUCAAAGAAACUCACGAUUCCUUGCUAUGAAAUACACAGCCAGUAUGGCAAUAUGUGGCCAGUAAUAUGAGGUUUGACUCUUCUACACACUAGUAUAUUGAGAGUAUGAAAGCAGCAAUCUUGCAUUUUUUUUUGUCUUAUAUCGUAAUUAAAAAUCUCUUUUUUUGGUUGAUGAUAUUGUACAAUAAUUAUUCAUUAAUUUUUAUGUUGCAUGAAGAAAAAUAUAUAGAUUGAAUAAAAGUUAUUAAAUUGGCAUUAGUGCCUUCACCAACAUUUGCCAUUGGCUCAAGUACAUAAAAAAAAAGACCACGAGAGUUCGAGAAGAAUGUUGGAUAAGUGUUUAUAUAUAUAUAGUUGUAAAAUUAAAGAAUUUAAAUUAACUUUUCUUUGUUGUGGGGCACCAAUAAUUUGUAACAUUAACAAAAUGUCAUCCACGUUAGCCUUAGGAAAGUCUGGAACUGCCGUUGUAAAAGUAACCCCAUAAAGAAGUGUUAAAGUAUUCAUUGCCAAGAUUGUUUAGAGAUUUUUUUAUUUAGCCCUUAUAAACCAAAUACUAUUGUAGCUUCUGCAGAUUAAAAGUCUGCAGGAUUUUUUUUUUUUGUUUUUUUACAUUUAUGUUUCUAUGAAUUUUUGUUCCUUAUUUAUGAAUGUAUAAUUUUUAUAGAAUUUUUAUAUUUUACAUUUUGGGAUGUGUGUAAACCAAAAUAUAUCCUAUCACAUUACUAUAUUGUUUUUCUUUCGUAUGAAUAUUUUCUUUUAACUAUUUCCACUUUAUUUACUUAUUAUUUAUGUAUAUUUAUAGCAUUUAAAAAAAGUGAGUUUCUUUAAUUUAGUAUUUCAAAAGGUUUUUGCUUGUUCAUUUUGUAAAAAUAACUAUAGGAAACACAUUAAGCUUUAGAUAUCAAAAUUUUUUUCUGCCAAAUAUUUUGUGCAACUACUGUUUGUGUACUGAUUAAGUAUUUAAAUUUUUUGUCUUUAGUUUAUUGGAUGUGUGCAGGAAGCAGAGGAAGUGUUUGAUUUUUUUUUCCUUCACUGAGUGUUGGUAUUAUUCACUUUAUUUACAAAUAGCAUUGACAUGAUACAAUCGGUAGCAAAUGCUUAACCAGCAGAUCAUGGUCAACCAGGCACCAAUAAAAAAGUUCCAUGUGAGUUUCUACCUAAAGGAAAUCUAAAAGUAUGUACCAGUUUGGAUUAGAUAAGAUUGUGUUCUCGGUCUCAAAAUUUAAGGCUCUGAGUAUAAUUAUUCAUAAUUUGUUAUUUUUUUGCAGUUUUUUAUUAUUUUUGUAUUUACCGUGAGAUAAUAACUUGAGGUUAAACUUUGCAAUAAACAGCUAAAGAACAGCUGAAAAUAACUAACUAUUCUAGGAUAGUCAGUUAGUUGAUGUUAUUUUACUUGACUAUGCAAGCUAGCCUUAGAGCAGUGAUCUCAGUGUGGAUGUGUGUGUAUUUAUUUCAACAAAGUCUUCGUUCACAGUUAUUUAGUGUGCUUUAGUUUGAUGAGUUGACUGCUUGAAAAUUUGAGGGGAUUACUUUGUUAAACAUAUUCAUAGGUUAAUUUAUCAAUGAUAACACUGUCAAAUUUUAUUACAACGUAUGUUAGAGAUUUACAAAAAGUUACGUCUGUUUAAAACCAGAAGAGUAUGUGAAGCUUCAUUUACUACGUAACUUACCUUGGAUUAACUUCAUGGCAGAAAACUUAACCUCGGGGAGAAUUUUGAAUGUCUUUAUAAUGUAGGAUUGCCAAUUUAUAAAGAUAGGAGUCCCAAACAAUGAAUAUUGACCAAAUAGUUGAAAACAACAGUCUUUUUCCUUAAUGAUGAAUACUUAACGUUAAACUUUUACUUAAUGUAAAACAUGUUGUAGAGAUCUGAAGAUAAAUACUUAGAGCAAUGUAUGUAUAUUUUAUAAUGAGGUUCAACUAUAUACUGUACCUAUAUAAAAUGCUGGUUCGUAACAUUCAUAUCUCAUUUUCCUCUAAUUCAAUCCUUAAAUAUUGCUUCACAUCCACCCGUCCAAUCUGAAUGUAGAUCCCAAGAGUCAAUACAGAAACUAAAGUUUUGAAGAAGUAUUCAACCCUUUAGAUUUUAUUUUUAAAAAUUAACUUAAUCUUUAUUUAUUUUACUCAUAUUUUCUGCAGUGCAAUACAUUAAUUCUGAGAUCACUGUAGCUUGGGCAAACACAAACUUUUCUUUGAUAGUUUCAAAGGAAAAUAAUAUAGACCUAGUCAACUACAGAAGUUUUAGUGAUUGAAUUUAUGAAUUUUUUUCUUCCUUUUGUGUGUUUCUUCAAAUCUUUGUGCUAUUAGUGAGGACAAGAUGUUAUGGUUUUAUAUUUAUGUUCUUUUCGUUUAUAAAACAGGUGAUUUUGGUGCAUUGUUUUUAUUUUUUUAUGAACUCUGUUUAUUCUUAAAUAUAGCAUAUUAUUAAAUAAAACUUGACACUUACAGGUUUCAUAAUACCUAAUUCACCAAAAAUGUUUAUUGCAGCUUACACAUGGUGCUCUUUUACAAUAUAAUAAUUAGUAAUAAGCAUUUAUAACUAAUCGGAGCAAUUAAAUAAAUCUGCAAGUAAUUGUAUUUGGAGAAAGUACCAAUGUUGUAACAUAAAAAUGAGUUAAUUAUAAAAGUUAAAGAUAAAAAAAAUUUAAAAAAAACUUUAUUAUAUCAAUUUGGUACAACCGUUGUGCUAAAUAUGUUACAUUCCUAGAGUUAAAUUUAUUAAAAGAAAUCAGUUUUUGUGAUUUAGGUGGCAUUUCGGGCUUUUUGCUGUAUUAACUUGUAUUAAGAUGUAUUGACAUGCUUUUCUGUGUGAUUUCGGUUUUAUCGCAAUUCUCCACAUAAUCUUGUCCCUAGCUAAUAGACGGCAUUUGAGAGCUAUAUGAUUUGACUGGCCCCUUCUUGUAUAUACGUGGAUAUAAAAAGUUAAAGAAAACAUUUCCUCUAAACUGCAUGUUUUUGGACUAUUCUGAUUUCCUCGCAAUGUAAAUUGUCAUGAUUUAUAUGUUUUAGUGUAUGUAAUGUUUGCAGUUAAUGAAUUGUAUAUUACAUUAUACAGUUACAAGUGUGUAUUUUCUUUUUAGGGAUGGCAUGCAAUCAUUUUUAAUGUUGCUUGUUCCCUUCUGUUUAGCAUAGACAUUAUAUUCCUGUGUUUAUUUGUUGAAAAAAUAUGGGUAAACUUCACUGGGAAGUGUUUGGUUUUACAGUGCGACAGUAUUUAUUCAGUGUGUGUGGUUUGCCUGAUCUAAUUUAACCAGUUUAAUUUUCUGUAGAUGCUGAUAUGGUACACGUGUGUUCUGUGUAUCCACAGGUUUUGUGAACGUCAUUCAAUUAUUUCUAGGCAUGUGAUUGUUUGAAAUGUAACUGCCUUGUGCCAGCAGGAUAAAACAUAAAAAUUUGUUUGAAAUUUCAUCUUGGCAAGUAAUGAAAUUUGAAAAAUCUUGACCCUUUGCAGCUUAACAUGUGCCAGUAAUUAUGUUAACAUAUUAUUUAUAUAUAUUUAUAAAGAUUAUCAGUUGUAAAUUUUGCCCAAUUUCACUCCAUGUCAUUUAGUUAGAACUUAUGCAAUACCCCAGAAAAUGAACCACGUAUUAAAUGCUUACGUCAAAUUUUCCUAAAUUUAUAAUUUGAUGCAACUUGAAUCAGUUACAAGGAAACCAACAAACGGAAUAUUUUAACUGUUUAAUGGAAGGGAAAAGGAGACAUUCUUUUGGUUUGAAUUUUGUACACACGAUUACGUAUUGGUUUUCAUGUAAAUUUUACCUGGUAUAUGUUAUAAAGCAGGUUGAAUGUUAAGUUUUAAAUUAUAACUGUUUUGCACAUUUGCAUUACACUUGUGUGUUAGCUUACUAAUGUAAUAAUUUUUAAUUUGAAUUUGAAUUUCACAUUGUAUUAGAAAUUGGAAAUACGUGUUCUUUAGCUUUUCAUUAGACACCAAGUGCAGUGCUGUUUUUGGCGUGGAAAGUGUGAGAAGUAUAAAAUCUGCAACUGUUUAACUAAUAUUGUUUUAAAUAAAAAAAAUUGUGUGUUUAGCACUGUGUUUUACGUUGCAGUAUUUAGAAUGAAACUUAGCACAUUUUUCACACCUCAUUAAAAAAAUUAAAUGUUUGGUUGAUGAAAAAUAUGCAAAAGUUUAAAAGAAUAUAACUUUUGUGCAUUUUUUAUAUUACAAUUAGAAUUUUGAAUUCUUUAAGCAGUCAUAGGAUGUGUCAUUGUGGACAACUUUCCCGAACAGAUCAUUUGUAUCAAACAGUUCUGAAAAUUUUGGUGUUAAGUUGCCAGCCUUGCCUUGUGUGUUGACCAAGUGUGUUGCAUACAUUUUGUGAAUUUAAACCGAGUUAGCUGCUGCAUCCAUCAUUAAAUUUGAUUAGGUAAAAUGUCAGAAAGUUUGGCAAUUAAAUAAUUAUUGUAGUAAGUUUAUUUUAAUUACGUUCAACCUAGAAAUAUCUGAUGUUUUCAAUUGUUUAAUUUUAUGAAUGUGUAGACAGAUCAUUUUACAGAAAUCACAAAUAGUAUUAUUUUGUAAUUCUGUUUAAAAUUGGUUUUCAUCAAUUCAACGUGAUAUUUGUAGAUGUAGUUUUUCCUUCAGGAAGAACUUUGAUUCCCUUCCAUGGAAAUUUUGUUGAAAUGUUAUGAAUGUUAAAAAUAAUAUUAAUAUUUUAUGCUUUAUUCAGGAACUCAAGGGUGUUCCAGUGGUCCAAAAAACGUCCCCACUUCCGAAUGACUUCAAACUGAUACAUCACUCAAAAUAGCAUAAAAACUAAUCACUAAACACCCUAAGAGCACUGUAUAAGACUCUGGGUCUCGCCGCUGAGCGCUCAGUCGCCUGAGGGCCUUCGAAGGGGGAGGUUGUGUUACUUGGCUUCUGAACAGCGGGAGGUCGACGCGCGUAAGAAUGUCGCCCCUGUCGCUCCAAGCGGGGGUUUAGCUAACUGUUUGUAGGCUGGCAGCAGGUAGGACGGAGGGGGCAGAAGAAACAGAUGGGAUAUCACAACCAGAACUCACUCCUCGCCGGGUCGUAUUCGCCUGGUGUCGUAUUCCCCUGGUGUCUGCCAGGCUUUUUGUGCCAGCACGAAGCGUAGCUUCACGUGUUCAUGCUAAGCAACGGUGUACUUUCACAGCGAAUAAUAUGGCUGCCAUUUAAUAUCCUUUCUCGAUUAUAUUUCUUGUUGCUUCAUACACAUGCCGAUACUUAUAUAUAUCUAUCACAUGUACUCAGUCAUACGCAUAAAAAUAACUUAUAUCGGUGUAAACUCUCUUAGAUUUUUGUCUGUAUUCAACGUUAAAGUAUAUCAAUAUGUUUCUAGAUUGAACAAUGAUUGCGGAAACAAAUUUUAUAGUUCUCAAAUAUUUUGGUAUAAGGUAUUGCAUUCUAUAACUCAGACACAAUGCAUAUGCAGUGCAUAUUUCUUUAAAGACUGGCGUAUUUAUCUAAAAAGACACAGUAGAUCAAACCGUUCCAUUAUAUUGUCACGUCUCACUUUCAGAGGGGGGAGAGAAUCGUAGCUCUUUACAUAGAAACAACUCGCUUGGCAUCAAAUAGUCUUAACUUCAUAAAAUACUUUACUGUACCUAGGAUCAUAGGUUCGUCAUCCCGUACAGGAUGUCUGGUGAGAGCUGAACUAAGGAGAUUUUGCAAAAUAACAUAAUACUAAAUUAAAAUUAUUUUAUUCUUAACGUCAAAUAAUCAACAUCAUUCUUGACGAACAUUUACACAUCGGGAUAAAAUUUAAAACAAUACUCUUCUUUACUUCCUUAACGAUUGAACGACCUUACAAGAGAGAGAAUGAGAGAACUUCACUAAACACUUCCCUAGUCCUUCCGAAUACCUCAAAUCAUAAUUAAUACUUAAAAUUAAAACAAAGAUAAGUCCAUACUCACAUUUUCCGAAAAGCCUUUCUUGAUCGAUUACUUAAAACUAACGUAGGGGCCUCUCCUGCCCUUAAAAUCCGAACGAACAUUACAUUUUAAAAAUUAUAACUACACGACUAGUGACGAGGGCCAUUGCCUCCGCCCGAAAGCUUGAAGAUGACUACAUUAUGACCUAACUUAAACUACAUUACGAAUUAAACGACUCGUGGCCUCUGGCGUCGGCCAUAGCUUCCGCCAGAGUGAGCCUGAAUUCCUACAUCACGAACGAACUAACAACUCGUGGCCACAGGGGAGACGCAUAGCCUCCGCCUGAGUGAGCCCCGAGUCACCAAUCACUUGCGCUUAAAUUCGCGCGCCCUGCCGCGCCUAGCAUAACACCCGCUCGUUAUUGAAGCCAAAUUUACUAAACAACUAACUAGAACAUCUGGGAAGACUACCCCCCUCUACCCCGAUGUGCAGGCCACACCGCGCGGCUUGUUACGACAGCGCGCCCCAGUAACUGCGGCCCGUGGCUGCGCCAGCGCGCGGCCAAACAAACAAACAAAAUUCUGCAAGUCCGCAGCGCGCCGCGCCGGCCCCGUGCCCCAAUUACAUGGUUACGCCACUUGCGCUGUCGAGUGAACAGAGCAGCCAGCCCAGAGUCCCGUCAGUUAAGUCCCUAAAUUUGAUUUCAACAACCCUGCAAAAUUUCGAACCGCGACAUAACCCACCCCUCACAGAGCUCGAGCCCCAUCGAGCUACCUCAAAAUUACAAAUUGUCUUUUUCCAUUAAACCAUAACUAUAAAUUCCUCAUUUCACAAAAAUAAUAAUUUUCUUAGUUCCUUGCUGUCUGAACAUACAUCUAGAUUCUGCAUAAGAUUUAUUUUAAAACAACAAGUAUUCAUAAAAUUAAAAUGUAAAACUUUUAUCUGGUUUGUUCUCACAGGAACCUUCAGAGGCUCGAGUUCUCAAUUCUAAAAAAAAUUGUUCUGUUAGUGAAGCUCUCUUUACAAAUUAAAUUACUGUUCUUAGUUUCUCAGUAUUCGUUAAACAAUGUGCAAAUUCUUGAUAAUUAUUAUUAUUAUUUUUUUUUCCAGUUUCCGUUUAUUACCAUACUUCUUUCGUUCUUCAAAAAAAAUUAAGUGUCCUUACAGUGUUUCAAUUAAUUAAACUCUUAUCUCGUGAAGGUUGGUGCAACUCCUCGAAGUCAGUGUUGUCGAGAAGAGUAGCUCCCUGGGCUGGCCAUCAGCAAACACCACUCAACUCCAACAGCUACUGGACUGGCUUCCAGGGCAGCUCACAACUUCUCCCCACAUCUGCUUCGGAGUUGUGCCAUCCUCAUCACGAACAGAUUACAAUUCUGAAACAUCAUCAACAGGCAUUACCAUCACGCCUGACAAAUACAAAACUAACUACUAAACUGCAAUCGAUGGGCAAGGAUGCAAACACACAAAAAAAUAAAAUUAAUUAAUUCAACUGCUAACAUAAAGUAUCCCACCCUUAGCAUAAUCUAAUCAGGCAAAUAAUUUGAUAGGAAAAACUUAAGGAAGGGAAACAUGACCUCCAAUGAUUUUCCCUAACUCUUGAGUCUUGAUCUUCUCUAUACAGCAAAUAGUCCCCACGAAGUAACUGGGUUGAAGGUCACUUCACAUGACCCACCCAUAACCUCUUCUACUCUUCUUUUCUUCUGGGGGCAACCACAAUGCCCACCAAUCUCUCUCCAUGGUGCCGAACCAGCUAUCCCAUGAGAGUAAACAACGUAGUCAAUAGAAGCGCAGAGGGGAAACACCAAUCUCUGGCUUGUCGAGUCAUAAAACUGCUUUAUCUUCUUCUUCUUCUUCUUCUUCUUCUGAGUAAAACAUCUGAUUAAUCUUGCUACUAUUCUCCCCAACAAUAAAAAAAAAGUUCAUCAGGUAUCUUCAUGAAAAAACAUUCUAACUAAUAAUAAGUCUUCUUUUUCUUCUUUUUUUUCUGUUAGAUCUAAUAGAAGGCCAUGUUAGGGAGGUUAUAGGGAAAAAGAGUGGCCAAUUCCCACCCCAUCACCCACCUAGAUCAUGACUAAUUAACUUUUGAACUUUCUAUUUCAAACAAAUUAAAAAAACCAUUUUUUUUAUUCAAACUUUUAAAUUAGAAUUACUUUUACUUCAUAACCUCAAAAGCUAAUCAAUAAUUCUAAAUGAAAUUGUGAUUUACUGCAUCCUUGUUCCAUCCGAUCUGUUUGUUUAUAACCUUUCUUGUAAAGUAUAAAAUUUUCAAACAUUACUAAUUCAAAAAAAAGUAAAUUCUGGUGUCCUUCGAGUUACAAUUAAAUUUACUAUUUCUUAGCUUGAAAUAAUUUAAGUUUUCAGAACUAUUUCAUUGUCUAAUUCACAACACUUAAAAAUCAACUCAAAACAACAAAUCAUCAAAAUCAAUAAGAUCAUCUGACCUACCUAUCAGUACUGUGAACUUGAACUGUACGUACACAUUUAUAAUAAACUAUUAUCUUUAAAUUCCAACCUAAAUAAGGUUUUAAAAAAACUACUAAUCCCUCUGUAAAUUAAGAACAUUAAUUUUAAAAAUUAAACUUAGUGUAUUAGUUCUUUUUGACAUUAUAACUUAAAAAGUUCUAUAAAGAAUGUUUAUAACAAAAAAACUCCAGUUACUGUCCUCCAAAAAAAAUAAAA